Messenger RNA from Megalobrama amblycephala (Wuchang bream), 1101 nucleotides. Its product is annotated as gastrula zinc finger protein XlCGF8.2DB-like. Gene Ontology annotation, molecular function: DNA-binding transcription factor activity; RNA polymerase II cis-regulatory region sequence-specific DNA binding. NCBI's taxonomy places the organism in Eukaryota, Metazoa, Chordata, Actinopteri, Cypriniformes, Xenocyprididae. Bases 1 to 1101 code for a protein of 366 amino acids. Gene Ontology annotation, biological process: regulation of transcription by RNA polymerase II. The transcript is spliced from 3 exons. The record is from RefSeq and is a predicted model, not a curated record.
AUGACUUUCUGCUCCAACAGUUUUCAGGUGCAGAAAGUGAACAGUGCGAGUGACACUAUUGUAAAGAUGGAGUUUAUUAAAGAGGAGAGUGAAGACACGAGUGAUGCAGAAACAUGCAGAAUGAAUGAUGAAGAAACUGAGGAACAGAGAGACAUGAUGGAAGUGAAAGUGGAGUGUGAAGAACUGAAUGUAGUGGAGGAGGAUCAUCAGUAUCAGAGACCUCAGAAGGUCAUAACAGGAGAAAACCCGUCACAAUCCGAAAGCAAUUUCUCUCAGAAAAGAACAGGAGCCAAAAAAGCACCAUUCAUCUGCCCUCAGUGUGGGAAGUGUUUCACACUCAAAUGCGGCAGCAGCUUCUUCAAAAACGCAGAUCUGAAGAGACACCUGCAAACACACACCGGAGAGAAGCUGUUCAGCUGCCCUCACUGCGGGAAGAGCUUCACACGCAAAGAGAGCCUGGAGAAUCACAUCCGGAUCCACACCGGAGAGAAGCCUUUCACCUGCCUGCUGUGCGCCAAGAGCUUCAUACGCAAAGGACACUUUAAGAACCACAUGCGCAUUCAUUCCAGAGAGCGUCCGUUCACGUGUCACGAGUGUGGGAAGAGCUUCACGCAGGCCACCAUCCUCAAAAACCACCAGCACUCGCACUCGGGAGAGAGACCGUUCAGCUGCGGCCAGUGCGGUAAAAGCUUCAUCUCAGCGAAGCACCUGAAGAUCCACCAGAAAAUUCACCAGAAGCUUUUCUUGUGCUCUUUCUGUGGAAAGAUGUUCUCGCAGCUGGGCUACCUGAAAGAGCACCAGAAAAUACACAGCGGCGAGAAAGCUCACAUGUGCUCGGUGUGCGGGAACAGCUUCUCUAGAGCCAAAUAUCUGAAAGAGCAUCAGAAGGUCCAUAUGGGAGAGAAACCCUACAAGUGCUCACAUUGUGGCAAGAGCUUCAGUCAGUCGGGGAACCUAAAAAUACACGAGAGUUCACACCGGAGAGAAGCCGCACCGCUGCCCGCCAUGUGGAAGGAGUUUCGUCACAUCCAGCGCUCUGCUGUCUCAUCGAAGGAAAUGUUCGCCAAAAGUUGUCGUAGUGAGCAAGAGUCAAUAGUGUGA